Messenger RNA from Lactuca virosa, 361 nucleotides. The record is from the annotation of a GenBank genome assembly. Lineage: Eukaryota; Viridiplantae; Streptophyta; Magnoliopsida; Asterales; Asteraceae.
AUGCAGUUGAGCUUAUUAGCAAGUCUUUUAUAUCCUGCAAAUGCAUACGAUCUAUGUAUUAAAUUGAAGGAAAGAGGAAUUCUCGCAAAACCUACUCAUAAUGCCACUAUCCGCUUAACUCCUCCCCUUUCAAUAAGUUUGGAUGAGAUUCGGGAAGGUGCUAAGGCGUUUCAUGAUGUAUUGGAAUGUGAUCUUCCGAAACUGGUGAAGGAGAAGCCGAUGGAAACUACUCCAAAAGCUUCGGAAUCAUGUCACCGUUGUGGACGCGACUUGUAUGGCUCUUCCUAGGAACUAUUUUCAUGGGAAUGGAAUAGAUUAUAGAUAUUGGAAUGGAAUAAACAAGGGAAUAGAAUGGAAUGGA